AUGUUUUAUGCUUUAAGGAAAUCAUCAUGGUUUGCCAAUGUAAAUAUGGGUCCUCCUGACGCUAUUUUAGGUGUCACGGAAGCUUUUAAAAGGGACAAAAACCUUAAGAAAGUGAACCUGGGAGUUGGUGCUUAUAGAGACGACACUGGGAAGCCUUAUGUGUUGCCGUCAGUAAGAAAAGCGGAAAUGGAACUGAUGGCAGAAAACUUAGAUAAGGAAUAUGCAGGCAUCGCUGGCAUUCCUGAGUUUGCAGCUGCUGCUGCGAAAUUGGCAUUUAAAGAAGAUUCCCCAGUUUUACUUGAAAAGAGAAACGCAACAGUGCAGAGCAUUUCUGGCACAGGAGCUCUUCGAACUGGAACGGAAUUCUUGGUUAGCUUCAACAAAUACCUUAGGGAAUCGUACCAACCAGCUCCUACUUGGGGUAACCACAUCCCGGUGUUUAAGUUUGCAGGCAUAGAUGUAAAGCAGUACCGGUAUUAUGAUAAAAAAACAUGUGGGUUUGAUGAAAAAGGGGCUUUGGACGACUUGUCAAAAAUUCCGGAAAAGUCUAUAGUUUUAUUUCAUGCCUGUGCCCAUAAUCCUACUGGCGUCGAUCCAAAGCCUGACCAGUGGAAGAUGAUUGAAGAGGUAGUCAGAAAACGACAACUGUUCCCUUUCUUUGACAUGGCUUAUCAGGGUUUUGCUUCUGGUGACAUUCAUAAGGACGCAGCAGCGGUUAGGUACUUUGUAAGUAAAGGCCACUGCAUGGCGUUAGCUCAGUCAUUUGCGAAGAAUAUGGGUCUCUAUGGCGAGAGAGUUGGCGCUUUCUCAAUUGUUUGCGGGUCGUCUGGCGAGGCUGCGAGAGUCAUGUCACAGCUCAAAAUCCUUAUUCGACCAAUGAUCUCUAACCCUCCUAUACACGGAGCGAGAAUCGCAACACGUAUCCUUACCAGUGAUACCCUUAAAAAACAGUGGUUGGUUGACGUUAAGUCAAUGGCUGAUCGAAUCAUUAAUAUGCGACUGCGACUGAAGGACCUUUUAGCAAAAGAGGGGUCGAAACGCAACUGGCAGCAUAUUGUUGAUCAAAUUGGAAUGUUCUGUUAUACUGGUAUUUCUUCUGAACAGGUUGACAAACUGAUAAAAGACUUUAGCAUUUAUCUUACAAAUGAUGGACGUAUAUCGGUGGCAGGUAUUUCUUCUACAAACGUGGAGUACCUGGCAUAUGCUCUCCAUCAGGUCACGAAAUAA
Enterobius vermicularis (human pinworm) is the source of this 1227-nucleotide messenger RNA. The record is from the annotation of a GenBank genome assembly. NCBI's taxonomy places the organism in Eukaryota, Metazoa, Nematoda, Chromadorea, Rhabditida, Oxyuridae.